AUGUAUUCAUUGCUUAUGCUAUAAAACAACAAGUGCUUUCGACCAAAUAAAAAAAGACGUACCAAAAUUUGUAAGCAAACACAAAAUUCACCGAGAAACAAAAGAAAACCUACAAAAAACAAUUGCAAGUGAGUUGAUUUGGUUGGUUGUAAGUCAAUUCUUUUGAAUACGUAUGAAUUGAUAAUAUUUCAUGGCUUUUCCGACGAUAAACGCUCAACAAGAAUUGAACAACCGCAAAAUUUUAGAAGAUUUACAACACAAAAAACUAAUUCUACAAAAAGGAGUAAGUUCAGUUGCGGGUAUUCCAUUGAACAGCGCUAAUCACAUAACAAAUAGCAUGCCACUGUUGAUGCAAGUAAACUCACAGCCACCCAUUGGUAUACUACCACAGCAGUCACAACAGACGCAAUCGCACGAUUUAUUGGUGAAUUCGCAAGGCAGCAAUUUAGGUCGAGCGGCUUGGGCUCAGGCAAAUAGUCAAUCGUUUGGUUUUUUCGUUGCUCAAGAUUCGAUGUUUGGUAAUAAUAUCUUGCCAGUAUUACCACGACCUCAACCCAAUCCACAAAACAAAUAA
Sitodiplosis mosellana (orange wheat blossom midge) is the source of this 574-nucleotide messenger RNA. RefSeq names its product SOSS complex subunit C homolog B. Lineage: Eukaryota; Metazoa; Arthropoda; Insecta; Diptera; Cecidomyiidae. Bases 191 to 574 code for a protein of 127 amino acids. The transcript is spliced from 3 exons. Gene Ontology annotation, cellular component: nucleus; nucleoplasm; SOSS complex. Gene Ontology annotation, biological process: DNA repair. The record is from RefSeq and is a predicted model, not a curated record.